This is a messenger RNA of Eutrema salsugineum, 1009 nucleotides long. RefSeq names its product peroxisome biogenesis protein 19-2. The record is from RefSeq and is a predicted model, not a curated record. Lineage: Eukaryota; Viridiplantae; Streptophyta; Magnoliopsida; Brassicales; Brassicaceae. The coding region runs from base 289 to 654 and encodes 121 amino acids. The transcript is spliced from 4 exons.
UCGAACACCGCUUUAGGGAAUUCCUUCCUCUCGUCGUGCGAUAUUUUCCCUCUUCCUCUUCCACAUCUACUUUUCUUCCACAGUGAGAGGAGGAAGCUCCCGAAAAUGGCCAACGACACUCACACCGAUGACUUAGACGAGCUGAUUUCAAUUGAUUUCCUCGCAUGUUCACGAAUUCUUUGUGUAUAUAGGGAUUGGUAAUACGUUCUGUCUUCUGAGAUUCUUUGUGGGUUCGUCUCUAAAACUGAGAAUUCUGGGUUUUCUGUGUGGCUUUCUCAGGCGCUUUGGAUGAUUUCAAAGAUCUCAAUAUUACUCAGAGGAGUGGAGGUGAGAAAAAAAGAAGAUGGUGGUAGUAAAGAGACCGAGUCAUUGCCGAGUGGGAUUCAAGGUCUUGGAAUGGGUUUACCAGAUAUGAGGAGCAAGAAGAAAGGAAAGCAGAAGGUUGCAAAAGAGAACCAUGUUGCAGAGGCUCUUAAUAAACUCAGGGAACAAACCAGAGAAACUGUCAAGGGGCUUGAGUCCUUGUCAUCGAAGCAGCAUCAGCCGCCGGGUUCUGAUGAUGCCAUGGUCGAAGACUGGAUCAAGGAAUUCGAAAAUCUUACUGGAUCUCAGGCUGAUGGAACUUUGAACGAAGCAGCUAUAUUCCUAAUGUAACAAAGGCCUUAAGGACUCGUUUGGUCUCAGAGUUGGGGAAGCUUGCAAGAUUAUAGUAACUUGGAGCAACAUCUACAAGCCAUUCACCGCGAAUAUGUGUAACAGUUCGGAUGAAAUUCCGGCUUGUGAAAACAUAUUCGUUGUAAACGACCCACUCUGGUUUGUGAUCCAAGCAGUUUGAAGGAUGCAGGUGAACCACUUGGUUGUUAUCUUUGACGGUCAAGUAGUGGCCAGUGCGAUCUAGGUGAGCCACUUGCAUGAAAUAACCGGCAAGCAAGGCCUUUCUUAUGUUGACGUAGUAGUCAGGGCUGUUGAAACCCGUGCUGCACAGCUUCAUCUUAAACCUCGACAUGAU